AUGGAUACAACCCUUACUCAAUUUAUUGAAAAACUCAGGCAACAAUUAAUUAAAAUUCAAGAAGCCGUAACUGCUGGAAAAGUUACAACAACUGAAGUAGAAAACUUACGAAUAACAUACCCACCAAGAAUACACACUUUAUUUCAAACUCUAGAUCUUACAAUAGAUCAUAUGUUACCAUUUGAAUUAGAAAUUGACAAUUUACUACUAGAAAUUGAAGGAUUAAACGAAAUCUUAGAAGGAAUAGUACAACAAGAAAACUAA
Molecule: messenger RNA, 264 nt
Organism: Dentiscutata heterogama
Lineage: Eukaryota; Fungi; Glomeromycota; Glomeromycetes; Diversisporales; Gigasporaceae
Source: the annotation of a GenBank genome assembly